Venturia canescens is the source of this 5447-nucleotide messenger RNA. It is a transcript of the gene Mekk1, whose product is annotated as mitogen-activated protein kinase kinase kinase 4. Lineage: Eukaryota; Metazoa; Arthropoda; Insecta; Hymenoptera; Ichneumonidae. Gene Ontology annotation, biological process: MAPK cascade; protein phosphorylation. Gene Ontology annotation, molecular function: protein kinase activity; ATP binding. The transcript is spliced from 14 exons. The coding region runs from base 433 to 4386 and encodes 1317 amino acids. The record is from RefSeq and is a predicted model, not a curated record.
ACAUAGUGUUUCAUUAGAUUGGCCCACGUAAUCGCUUCAAACUGAUUCCACUUUCGACUUAAUUAUAAAUGCGCACGUUCCAUCGCGUGAGAAAAAAAUUCAAAUAUGAAUUGUCGUAAUUAUUAGAAAUAUUUUUCAUGCCGGAAACAUAAUUCAUCGCAUUUUCAUGUGUUUCUGAUGUGUUGGUAUAUAUCACCAUUGAAAACAAGUGUCAAUUGAAUUAUAUCUGCUAAUCAAUAUCAAAAAGAUAAUGUGAGUUUUGUGAUAACUGCCUGACGGAUCUAUUUGGGAACGAAUUUUCCAUCACAGGUAUAGAUUUUAUCGUGGAAUGGAGAUAAACUAGUCCGAGACUGAUGAUAUCUUGUACAAUCGUGUAAAAGUACGAGAGGGGUUUUCAGCUCUCGUAACGAGCACGAAGAAUCUCUUCACGAAAUGAGCGAUAUUUAUGGCCAGACACCACCCAGAACCCGUUACAUCAGGCGGAAACGAGAAAAGAAACAAAGAACAUCGUCGAGCGAGGGAAAAUUCUCAUCCUCAAAAGACACCCGUCCGAAAACUUGUUUAUCCAGAAGAAACACCCUCGAUACAAUAAUAUUUAAUAAAAUGUGUGAUCGAGCUGACCUCGACAGAGACAAUGAGAAUCGAGAAGAAGCAGCAAAAGACGGUGGAAGAAAAUGCAAAAGGAUUUUGAAGCUGAUGAGGGGAAGCGAGAGGGAUUUGAAACUGGAUGUGGAAGCAGCUUCGCACUAUGCCUCAGAAAAAUCUUUGGAAAAACGGCCAGCGACAACUCCUAAUAACAUGAAGAUCGAGACCAGAAAUAGAUUCAGGUGUCUUAGCUCCAAACUGGUCGGAAUUGGAGACAGAAAAAACGAAACAACGGAGAUCGCGACUCUCGGAAUAUCGAAUGAAGUGGACAAAUUAAACGAAUCACCAAGGUCCUUGAAUAUAAAAGACAGAGAAAUUUUUCAUGAUACUUUCUCGUUUCUUAUACGAUUGGGUGGUAAUGAGAAAGAUCGGAAUUGCCGUCGUCAAAUGAGCAGUGAAGAAACUCGUUGGCAAAAUGAGCUCAAAGACCUGAUAUGGCUUGAACUUCAGGCUUAUCACGCUGAUCGUAGUCCGGUUGCCCAGGACAGCUAUCUUUGCAAACAGCGCGAAGCUGUGGGAGCACUGCUCACAGAAAUAAUGGAGUAUAAAUACGAUCCAACGACGAGUCUCGUGGAUCGUAAUUUAUAUUCGUCCAUUUCCCACGACAGUGGUUUCGACACAACACCGAGUCCAGGAAUCGAGAUCCUCUGUCCCGGAUGUUUGUCCAUGCAUUGUAGAGCUUGCGCUCGUUCACAAUUAUGUGCAAUGAAACAAGUUGAAAAUUUACUAUCGCGUCUCGAAGCUGCUGAGGCUCUUUAUCCCUCGUCCCAAGCAUUUGCGAACUAUUACCCAAUGUACAAGAGUUCUGAAUUCACUGACAGAGUUAAAGCAAUGUGUCUUUGGUACAACAUGACCAAACAUCACAGAUUGAAGCUAAUGAUACUUGGAAAAUUGCUCAUGAUGCUUGACACUACGAAGAGUCAUUACGACCACUCGGACUCUGGCAUAAGUUCGAGAGCAUCAGACUCAAAUGACGUUCAAGAUGCACGCUGUAGUGCAGUGACUUUUCAAUUGAUGGAUAUGGAUCAAGCACAAAGUACAACACCGACCGACAGUAAUAACAGCAAUGCCUCUUCGGGCGGUGGCUUUACUUACUCCCACAGCCCUUCGACUCCUGAAUCUUUGUUUGCUUAUCCCGAGGAUGACAGACUCGAUUUUUAUCUGUUGAAAUUUGACCGGCAGGCCUACAGAAAGUACAUAGAAGACGUAUUGAAAACAAGAGGACUAGGGAAGAGCCUUAAUUUCCUCGAGCGACUUCAUACCUCAGUUUUGAGAAAAGCUCGAUUGGCUUUGGAAAAAUGCGAUAGGGCUGAAGAUGAUACAUCGGCGAGUGAAGAGUACGAGGGUGAUCGAGAACUCAGACGGUAUGGAGCUUGGAGUCCUGAAGCAAGGGCCUUGAAUCUUCCUUCUUACAGAUCUGCUUUCGUUUUUUUGUCUCGUGUGCCCCUCGAAGUUGUACACGAAUUUUUGCGCAUGAGACUCGAGCAAAAACCUGAACAACCAGGAGCUCUCUCGGUUCGACAAUUGAUGCGAGAGAUGCGCGAAGGCUUAAGAAUCGCUUGCAUUCAUCGAGACAGAUUCGAAGCCCAUUCAAGAACCGCAUUAGCCUGUGAUACGAUUUCUGAAGAUUCACAAUCCAUCGAGAACAUCGAGGGAUUCGACAACAGCUUGAAAUCUGUUUGUGAAGUUUAUCUCGAUUAUUUGCAUCAGUGGGUCGAGAUGGUCGAGUACAAUAGUUUCCAUAAAAAUCUCAUAGACGAUGAGUGGACUUUCGUGAAAUCCAUCGCCGGAAAUAUCGCAGGUGGUUACAGAAUCGGUAGUAUCAAAUUUUGUGAAAUUGCCUGCGCUAUGAUAGAGCAAGUUCAAGAUUUUCUCUUGACGCGUCCUCAAGAGAUAUGUGAAUCGACCGAAGUGAAGGAAGAAGACGGAACAUCCACGCGUUUUCAUCUCAUGUACGUUAGUCGUGAAUGGCAGGGGAUGUUCGUCGAGGCACGCGAAAAAGUCGUCAAGUGUGUUUGUCUGGCAAAAUCAUUGAGAAGGGAUAUUGAAACAUUUCCUCUGGAACAAAAUGAGAUCGACGAAGCGAUAAGUUCAUUAACGAAAUCGAUUUUGAGCCUCGGUUCGCGUAUACGUGAUUUGAUUGAAAAAUUUCAAGCGACCGUUGAUCAGGCAGAUGAACCAAGAAAUGAAUGCGAUCGUGCAGCAUUGAAAACUCGAAUCAGAGAGAUUUUACAUCAAGCUUAUCGAAUGGGCUUUGACUAUUACAAAAUAGCGUGUAAAUUUUUUGUGCCUGAAGAGCGUGGAUUGUUGAUUAAGGGUUUAGUGAGUUUCGCUACACUGUGGAUGGAAUUUGUGAAAACGAAGUGUGAGCGAGGAAGGGGACUGAGACCCAGAUGGGCUAAUCAUGGUUUGGAAUAUCUCAUGAUCGUUUGCGAACCUUUGAACACAAAACAUCUCAGUGACAAGGAAUUCGAGGAGCUCAAAGCUUCGAUGGAUCGUUGUAUAUCACACGUAGUGGGUACAGCCACAACUCCAAAUUCCUCGAUGGAUCUGGAGGGCACGAAGAGAUUACCGAAAUCCCGGGUUGUUUCACCUUCGAGACACGCCAGAGGAUCGAAUUUUAGCGUCACCCCAAAAUCGCGAGAAGCUUCAAAGGCCCAGGAAUCUCCAUUGACUCAGACGAAAUCACGAUCGCCCAGUGUCGUCGAUGGUAAUAACGUCGCAACGUUGAUGGUACCCGAGAAAAACAGUGGUUUUUUCAAACGCGAGAAAUUUGCUGUUGCCGUACAAAAAUUAGAUCUUGAAAUCGACGACAAACGAAGAGAACACGAACUUAUCGGUCGAGUCAUCGAUCGGAGCGACGUCGACACUAUCCGCAUUAAAGUUCGUCGAGUUACUUUUACAUGGCAGCGUGGUAUCAAGGUUGGGCAAGGCAGAUUCGGCAAAGUUUACACCGUUGUUAAUAAUCAAACUGGCGAACUGUUGGCCAUGAAAGAAGUUCAACUUCAACCUGGCGAUCAUAGAGCGAUCAGACGCGUUGCCGAAGAACUACAAAUUUUCGAAGGCAUUAAAGACAAACAUUUGGUUCGGUAUUACGGAAUGGAAAUUCAUCGAGAAGAAAUGUUGAUAUUCAUGGAAUUCUGUGCCGAAGGAACUCUGGAGAGUCUCGUUGCCGGAAGUGAGAACGGGCUGCCCGAGCUUUGUUAUAGAAAAUAUACAAAUCAGUUAUUAUCGGCAGUCGCAGUUUUGCAUUCUCAUGGGAUCGUACAUCGCGACAUAAAAUCCGCCAAUAUAUUUUUGACCGAUCAGGGGAAUUGUUUGAAACUCGGUGAUUUUGGUUCUGCAGUCCAAAUAAGAGCUCACACAACGAUGCCGGGUGAAUUGCAAGGAUUCGUCGGAACACAAGCAUACAUGGCACCCGAGGUAUUCAUGAAGACCGAAAGUGGAGGUCACGGACGUGCAGCCGACAUUUGGUCAGUCGGUUGUUGCGUCAUUGAAAUGGCAAGCGGCCGAAGACCAUGGGCGGAAUUCGAUUCCAAUUAUCAAAUAAUGUUCAAGGUUGGAAUGGGCGAGAGUCCAGCUCCACCGAAGAAUUUUUCUCAGGAAGGCCUCGAUUUUAUUGAAAAAUGUCUACAGCAUGACCCCAGAAGAAGGCCAACCGCAAACUCUUUGUUGCCCCAUCCGUUUGCAAAGAUUUAUGAAGACGUUAAUUCCGACCUUCUUCGUGGUUUGAUCAUUUAAUGUUAAUUCAUUCGCAAAUUAAUUAAGUAAUUUUAUGUUUUAACCUAAUGACGUUUGAUCCCACACGAUUCAGUUAUUUGUAGUUCAUCGUUCGAAUCUCACGUGCCAAUCAACGUGCAGGGAAACAUUUGAUUUGACAUAAAAACUCACGAUAGCCUCGCACCUAAAAAAAAUCAAAUUACGAAUCAAAAUUCAGCAUAGUGGUAAAGCAAACGUGUGCAAAUUUCGCACUGAAAAGACUGACGAUUAUUUCGUGAUCAGAAAUCAAAGCAUGCUUGAUAGAAUGAUUUUUUUAAUUCCUCCUCCGAAGUACAAUUUAACAAGUUUUUUCUUCGAGUAUUAUCAUGUCUAUGAGUCGUAAAUGGACAAACGAAAAAAGAGCCGCCAGAACGCGCGAUUAAUCGACAUAAUAAAUUGAAUUGAAAAUCGUCGGAUUUUUGUACAAACUCAAAUUCCGCAUCAAGAAUUGAGUACUUCAUUUUUUGUAUUAAACUUUUGCAGAUACCGUUAAAAGCCAAAAUGACUAAAAAUUUAGUAAAAAAAUCAUUAAACGACGUUCCGCAAAAUAUAUGAUCUUAUUUUCGCAUGAAAUUUUGAAAAUGAUUCGACAAACGUGAGAAAUUGGAGGUUCGUGGCAAAAUUAUCUACAAAAACAUCGAAUGAUCUAACAGAGUAUUGAAAAAAUUGUCAAAUUCAUUUGCAAGCUAUAAACAAAUGGGAUGUACUAAAAAUUGUGAGCCCGUUAUUACAUUGUAUAUGUUUGUGUCUUGUACUUAGUUUCGUCAUUUACGUAUUUCCGUUGUACUUCGUUAUUCCGCGUAUUUUAAGAAGCCCUUUGAAAAACAUCCCAGUUGCUUACUCCGCAUGAAGUCUCAUGAAAAAAUUAUUUUUAAAAUGUUACCUUCAAAGAACUAAAAAGAAAUGAAAAAAUGCAUUUAUUGUUUAUAACGAAAAUAUAGUCGUCCGCAAACGGCGUGUAAAUAUGUAUUGUAAAUUAUUUUUAAUGUUGUAGUAUUGUGAAAAAAUCUAUUUAUUGAAUAAAAGGAAUGUGAAGAAGAAAA